Molecule: messenger RNA, 537 nt
Organism: Trypanosoma conorhini
Lineage: Eukaryota; Euglenozoa; Kinetoplastea; Trypanosomatida; Trypanosomatidae
Exons: 1
Coding region: 1-537 (178 amino acids)
Source: RefSeq, a predicted model, not a curated record
AUGGCGCCUUGCGUGCGUGUUCUCGUGUUUAUCACAUCGGUGGCUUUUCUCGCGUGCUCAUGCGUUCUUUGCGUUGUUCCCUUGUUCCGACACAAUGAUGGGGAUGUGCACGCGGUGCAAACGCUGUGGCUGAGGGAGUACGAAGUGGGGUCGCAGAAAUUCACCGAAUAUGUGCGAGACUCCGAAUGCGGUAGUUUUAACACCGCCUUUCAGUUGAUGGAGGGUGCCGCCGUUGCCUCGGUCGGACUAGGUGUCGGUUUAACUCUUCUCUCAGGGCUGCAGCUGGUGCGACCUGGUGGGUGGGAGACUCGGAUGCCGUUUCUUGUCUUGGUGGUGGCGUCGUUCAUAAGCAUGCUGAUCGACUUUGUGCUUUCCCUGCAGGCUUGGGAAAACGGCUUCUGCCAAAAUGCCCCACAAGUUUCACAGAUGGUGAAUGCCUACAAAAAAAAUAACUGGACGCAGGUGGAAGGGUUUGUUCUUGUCUGCGUCAACUUUUCAAUGAGCGUCAUCCUCUUUUUCAUGUUAUUCGGCACGUGA